Messenger RNA from Eruca vesicaria subsp. sativa (arugula), 477 nucleotides. The record is from the annotation of a GenBank genome assembly. NCBI's taxonomy places the organism in Eukaryota, Viridiplantae, Streptophyta, Magnoliopsida, Brassicales, Brassicaceae.
AUGGGAUACAAAAUGUUAUGUGACAUUAAAACUGGAGGCUGUGGAACGACAAAUGUUGUUCAUCAUGUUAUAAGUAAAUGCCCACCUAUCUUCAUAAUCGUGUUGGAAUGGGAGAAGAGUGAAACUGAAAAAGAGAUAACAGAAACAACAAAGGCUUUGGAGUGGGAGAUAGAUAUCAGCAGACUGUACAAAGGCUUAGAACAAAACACAAACUACCGGCUUGUGUCAAUGGUUGGUUAUAGUGAAGAAGAAGGAGAACACAUCUGCAUGGCUUAUGAAAAGAACCGGUGGGUCAAUCUGAGACGUGAGUCUUUAGCAGGAGAGGUUGUUGGUAGCUGGAAGAGUGUGGUUAGACUCUGUGGAGAAAGGAAGAUUCGGCCAGAGAUUCUGUUUUACGAAGCUGCACCGUCCAUGAUGGACUAACAAGUUUAUCAACAUGGAGAAGACAAUUUGGUUCUGAAAUUUGAUCAUUUGGUU